CGCUUGCCGCUGAGGGCAGCUCUGCCUGGGCGAAGAUGUCGGCGUUGCUGGACGAGGAGGAGUACGCGAGGCUGGUGCGGGAGUCGGGCCCGGAGUGGCUCCGCGCGGAGGUCAAGCGCCUCUUCCAGGAGCUGGGCGAGACCACCCGCGAGAAGAUCCAGGCGGCCGAGUACGGGCUGGCCGUGCUGGAGGAGAAGCAGCAGCUCAAGCAGCAGUACGAGGAGCUCGAGCUCGAGUACGAGACCGCCCGCGGGGAGAUGGAGCAGCUCAAGGAGGCUUUUGGCCAGGCUCACACCAACCACAAGAAAGUCGCAGCAGAUGGAGAGAGCAGGGAAGAGACCUUGAUUCAGGAGUCUGCCACAAAGGAAGAGUACUACAUGAAAAAAGUCAUGGAAUUGCAGACAGAACUAAAGCAAAUGAAGAAUGUCCUUGCCAACACACAGUCUGAAAAUGAACGCUUGAAUUCUGUGGCCCAGGAACUGCGAGAGAUAAAUCAGAAUGUGGAAAUCCAGAGGGGUCGUUUGCGAGAUGAUAUAAAAGAAUAUAAAUUCCGAGAGGCUCGUUUGCUCCAAGAUUAUACUGAACUUGAAGAGGAGAACAUCUGCCUGCAAAAACAAGUAUCUGUUCUGAAGCAGAAUCAGGUGGAAUUUGAAGGGCUGAAACAUGAAAUCAAGAGGCUUGAAGAAGUUACUGAAUUCCUCAACAGCCAACUAGAAGAUGCAAUCAGGUUGAAAGAAAUAUCGGAACGCCAACUUGAAGAGUCCUUAGAAACCCUGAAAACAGAACGUGAACAGAAGAAUAACCUUCGGAAGGAGUUGUCUCAUUAUAUGAACAUCAACGACUCUAUGUAUACCAGCCAUUUGAACAUCUCUUUGGAUGGACUGAAGUUCAGUGAUGAAACCACAGAGCCUAAUAAUGAUGAAAUAGUGAAUGGCUUUGAACAGAACUGCCUGAGCAAAAUCAAUGGCAAUAAUAAAGCAUCAACCCCUAAGAAAAAUGAGGGCUUCCCUCCAGCCCCUAGUCUUGUGUCUGAUCUCUUAAGUGAGCUGAAUAUAUCUGAAAUCCAGAAGUUGAAACAGCAACUUAUGCAGAUGGAAAGAGAAAAAAUGAACUUGUUGUCUACACUCCAAGAAUCUCAGAAGCAAUUGGAGAACACCCGGGGAGCACUUUCUGAGCAGCAUGAGAAAGUUGGUAGACUCACGGAGAAUCUCAAUGCUAUGAAAAAGCUCCAGGUCAGCAAGGAACGCCAGUCCGCUCUUGACAAUGAAAAGGAACGUGACAGCCAUGAGGAUGGAGAUUAUUAUGAAGUUGACAUCAAUGGCCCGGAGAUUCUGGAAUGCAAGUAUAAAGUGGCUGUAGCGGAGAUUAGUGACUUGAAAGAUGAGCUUAAAGGCCUUAAGGUCAAAUAUGAAGAGUGUGGCUCCAAAUACGAAGAGGAGAAGAACAGGUAUGAGACAGAAACGCAAGCUCUGACAGAAACGAUCACUUCAUUGGAAAAAUCUAGUAGGCAAGAUAGGGAACAGGUAGUCCGCCUGGAGAAGGAACUCAAGAAAGUCAGUGAUGUUGCUGGGGAAACGCAAGGCAGCCUCACUGUAGCCCAGGAUGAACUGGUCACCUUCAGCGAGGAACUGGCCAACUUGUACCAUCAUGUCUGCAUGUGCAACAAUGAAACUCCAAACAGGGUAAUGCUGGAUUACUACAAAGAAGGCAAAGGGGGGCGCACCAGUCCAGAGGGCAAAGGCCACAGAUCACCCAUCCUGCUCUCUAAAGGUUUAUUAUCUAUAGACUUGGGAAAAUCAGAUAAUGGGAGUGGGGAAAGUAGUCCUUCGCCAGUUUCAUCUCUCCCAUCACCAGUAUCCGAUCCCCGAAAAGAACCCAUGAACAUUUACAACCUGAUUGCCAUAAUCCGUGAUCAGAUCAAGCAUCUGCAGGCAGCGGUAGAUAGAACAACAGAGCUUUCUCGGCAGCGAGUGACUACCCAGGAACUUGGGCCAGUAGUGGACAAGGACAAAGAGGCUCUUAUGGAGGAAAUCCUGAAGCUGAAGUCUCUGCUAAGUACCAAGAGGGAGCAGAUAGCAACUCUGAGAACUGUGCUUAAGGCCAACAAACAGACUGCAGAGGUUGCCCUUGCCAACUUGAAGAGCAAGUAUGAAAAUGAAAAGGCCAUGGUUACAGAGACGAUGAUGAAGCUGCGCAAUGAACUGAAGGCUUUAAAAGAAGAUGCUGCUACCUUUUCUUCUCUGAGGGCCAUGUUUGCUACCAGAUGCGAUGAGUAUGUCACCCAGUUGGAUGAAAUGCAACGCCAGCUUGCUGCAGCUGAAGAUGAGAAGAAGACGUUGAACUCCUUGCUCCGUAUGGCCAUUCAGCAAAAGCUGGCUUUGACCCAGCGCCUUGAGCAUCUUGAGCUGGACCACGAGCAGUCCAAACGGGUGCGCACAAAAUCUGCUUCCAAAGCCAAGAGUAGUAACCCCAGCGUAAGUCAUAUACGGUCAUGCGGAGACAGGUCGGAAGGGUCUGUGCUUAACAACAACCAGGUGUUUUGCAGUGAGAAAUAUAAGAUAUAUUGUGAUUGAGAAGGCAAAUAGGAGGCCAUAUAUAUGCAUCUGAUGUUUGUGCUGUUGAAUGUCAGCAUAAAUCCCCACUAUAUUAAUGUUGCAGUGAUGAGUGGAUUUGUACUAGUAUGUUGUUAAACCAUGUAAUACAGGUUGUAUUAUAGUGGUCUUAACUGUACCUGGUUCACAAGCAUGGGGAGGGGAGAUGCUGGCAACAAGUUUAAUGGUGGAGAAGCACUUGGCUCUCUCUACCAUGAACAACUUGGAUUUUGCUGUUGGUUGAUAAGUGUUAAAGGUGCAUCCCAGGUAUGCUGCACCAGGUGUUACUAAUUGUAGCUUGCAAAGCACAAAUGUGGUCCUUUUCCCCGGGUGACAGGUCUUCUUCACAUCAUGGAGAGAGCGCCUCUGACAAAACCUUUGUGUUCAAAAUGUUUGAGACGUGGCGAAAUGCAUCCUUGAAAAUUAGAUAUGUAAUAUGAAGAAACCAACCUGCUGUGGCUGUUAGUUGCUCUCGCAAUCACCACUUACUAAUUGCAAAAAGCUUUCUUGUAAGCUAUAAAUGCUGGAACAGCCUAAUUGGAAGGAUAUCUUCUCAAGCCCUCUGUUUGCAGCCCAUGCUUAAUAUCAGAGAGAAAAUUGCACACUUACAAAAAUAAUAAUCAAUGAGAUAUGCAAUAUUGCAUGUCCCGAAACAAACAUAAUGCUAAAAGAAAACAAAAUUCGAAUCUUCAGAGCCAUUAUGUUGGGAGGAAGUACAUAUACUACAAAUGUUUCUGUAGUAUCAUGUUGUUGCUUCUAACAGUGUAAUACAUCAGAAGGGUGUAUUGCACAGUGGGCAUCAUAUAGCCAAAGUUAAAUUUAUUAAAAAAUCUCCUUGAUUUUGGUGGGAAAGUUAAACAAGUGUUGUUUUCUCCCACUGCAAUCAAUGGAAUUUUUAAAGUGCUUAAGCUCAUGCCCUUUAUUACUGUAACUGCACAGUAUACAUGUAUAAAAUUAAUAGAAGUAUGUUCUAGUAUUGUCAAGUUGCAAUGCAGCUGUACUUAACUGUCAGUAUUAACUCUUAAUAGGUUAGUGUUGUAGAGCUCUGAGAUUUUUUUAAGUAAAAAGACAUUGCAUUUCUUAUGCAAGCACACAUUUUACAGGGCUCUACAUUCUAGGCACCAGAAAUUAAGUGAUCUGUUUCUUGCUAAUGCAUAAUUACGAAGUAGAAUAGCAUAUACAGAUUAAUCUGUUUCACAAAAAAGUUGUCCACUAUUGAACAUUUAAGAGGCCUUUUAGCCACUUAAUUUCAAUAUGUUCGAUAAUUUUUUUGAAAAAAGUGUACUUCAUAAUUGGUGCCUAUAGAAUGCUACAAGACUGGGGGGAAAUGUUGCUUUUGAAAUUGUGAUAAAUUUAAGGAGCACAAUAAGGCACAUUUUAAAAAAACGAAAGAAGAAACAAAAGGAAUCAAAAGUGCCUAGCCUCAAACAUUAUUUUAAUGUAAAGCCCUGUUCAUUUUGUACUCUUUUCAAAGACCUUUGUAUGCUUAGAAUAUUAUUACUAAGAAGUCAUGCAGGACUGCACAGCUGUGUCUUCAGAUAGUAGUAAUAUUUUCCCCUGCCCUAAAGCCAUGCUAAUAAUAAUCUUGGUGUUGUACUGCCUCGUCUCAUAUUACUCUUCCUUUUAGAUGAUCAGCAGCUUGCUUCUUCUCUCUUGCCACUCUGCCUAUAAAGUAGUUAGGAGAUACAGCAAUUUUACUGUAAGUCUAAUAAGGAGACGUGCUGCCUGCUUUCGGAGCAAAAGGAAGCUAAGUGAGAACGGGACCUAUGAGACUAGGAACAAAAACUGUUCACAAUGACAACAAUACAAAUAUGAAAGAAUUGAAAUCAGAUUGAAAAUUUCUAAAGUAGAAAAUCUGGUAUCUAGAAAUUAGAGAAAUAAAACCCUAGGAAUGGUCCGGUUUAAUACAGAAAGUGGAGGGUCAGCAAAUGUGAAUGGUCUGUUUUUUCAGUUGGUUGAUGACUGAUUGACAGCACAACAUGCCUCGCUUUAUUACGACAUUUGCAGAAAACACUGUAUUCUCUUGAAUCUGAGCUUUAAUAUUGGUAUUUGGCAGGUUUUGGUAGUUUUAGAAACAUACCUUUUAACAAAAGAGUUGAUCCUGCUUUUCUCCUUUUUAAUGCACAAUAAUCCAGAAGGCCUUCUCCACCCUACUAUCUUACCAUUUUUAUUUUUACAAAAUGCCUUGAGAAUAACUAGGCAUUUAGAUUAAUACACUACUUUUCUCUGUUAGAAGCAGCAAACUCUUUUGCUUCCACGUUGACAGGGGGUUGUUGCUUAAAAUGCUAAAGGUAUCCUUUCCUCUGAUGGGCUUUGUGACGCAACACACACCAGGGAAGGAUAUUUGAAAGAAAUCAAUUGCUUUGGCAGGCUUUCCAGGUAACUGAAAGGAAAUAAGGACAUUUCAGUGUUGUACAUGUGUCAGUUCACUUCGCUGGUUAUAACAUAUUUACUGUUAUGUUCUGUGUUGAGUUAUUGAAAAGGCGGAGAUUUGAGCAAACUUAUUACUUUCUGUUGUUAUCUCAACCUCUGUUCUACACACAAACACAUAGAGAGCCUUCAGACUUGCACCAUUUUUGGUCGCUCCAGAUCAAAAAUGGUGCUCCAACCUAUAAUAGCUAAGUAGCAAGCCCUGCAGCACUUAUCCACUGGUCAGCUGUAGAGGUUGGCUGGUUUUAAACACAACUAGCAAAGGAAAUUCUGAAGACUCCCCAAAGGUGAUAUACUGUUGUAUAUAAACUUAAGACAGGCUGUCUGGACAGGCUUGUUGCACCGGCUGACUGACUAGCUUCCUAAACUAACUUUUGCUAUAAUGUUCUCAUUUUUGCUUUCAUUGAGUUGGCGAUCCAACAUGGAAAACCCACUAAGCCAUCACUUACCUCUGCGAGUGGAACGGUUUUCCUGAAUGAUUUUACUGACCUCUACCAUGGCUGGCAUGACUGACCUGCAUGUUUCUGGAGAGGCUCCUGCAAGAUCUCUUUCCUACUCACUGCCGUUUACUUCUGCUUGAGCAGCGUAGCUUGAUUCAGGACUUGUAAGACACUUUUUCUUCCUGCACAGCUUUUGCUAACAGGCCGUGCGUCAAAGCAUUGUUCCAGAUGCUUUUGAAAAGCACCCAUGAGCUACAUUGGCUGCUUUUCCCCCCUUUACAAAAACUAACCGAUGCCCCCUCCCCUCAUCAGACUCCUGUACUAAGGGACCUCUUGCAGCACACUUUUGUGUGUGCAUGUGUGUGUUCUUGUUUUCCUUUCUUGAACUGAAAAAGAAAAGAAAUCCCGCCCAGUUCUAAUGUGUUCACUUUUGUGUUUUUUUACUUUUCACUUUCCAGCUGUAGAGUAGUCCCCGGAGAAGGCCAGUGCAACUUCGUCCCUUCUUAGCCUGUGGCACAAAGAAUGGAAACCACUGAUAAUGAACCUUCCCCCCAACCCUUUUCCUCAAACAAAACCACGUAACUUUCAAUUUGCAAUCCCUGUUUGUAGUUUUUUGGUUCUCCUUUUGUUUUUUGACACAUUAUGUAUCAAUACAAACAAAGCUUUAUCCUUUUUAAAUGCUGCUGCAGGAAGAAAACUUACAAAUGCUGAAGAAACCUACUUCAACAUGUAAUAAUUGCCAUGGUAGCUUAUGGCUUAUUAGAAAUGUUCUGGUUGGUAUCUCCCCCCUCCCUUUUAUUUCAUUAUAGAGUGUUUUUUUAUUUUAAGAAAACAACAGUGAUUGUUUAAACCUGUGCACUUUUAAUAUUUUGAUAUUUACUUUGACGUCUUUUUAUUCUUUUUGUAGAAGAGUUUAUAUUAAAGAAUAAAAUCCAGUGACUUAUGUUUAUAGGCUGUCUCCAUCUGAGGCUUCUGCUUGAUGUUCUCCCCUCUGCAUAUCGCAGAGUUUUAUUAUUGCUAUUUUUCUCUGCAUCAUGUUUAGAAAAAGAGCUUCAGUGCAAACCAGGAUUUCUGCUAAACUAUAUAUGUGCUGUGCAUCAGCAUCUUUUUUCCUUUCCUUUUUUAAUUAUAAAAUAUUAAGCUUUAUCUGUUUGAAAUUACUGAUUUUUAACUGCCAUGUUAAUUGAGAAAUCCAGGGUAUUCAAAUUCUGGGGUUUUUUCAUAUUGUAUUAUUAUUCUUAGGAAUAGUUCAAUGUAACAAGAAGAAAACUUGACUUUGCUCUGGUUUAAAACAGUUAUAGGCACUUGAAAAUAAAUAUUAGUGUUACCUAUAAAUUCCAGAAUGUCUGGGUUUUAGGAAAAUCUUAUGGCGUAUGAUUGAUUAACAGAAUUUUAUACAACUAUACCACUGAAAUUCCAAAUUGGAAUUGGUUUUUGUUACUACUUUUUUAUUGUGCCAAAUUGUGGUACAUUUUAGAAGGAAAAAUUCUAAAGUUAUCAGUGCUAGGGUGUUCGAUUUCAGCGCCUUUUUUGUCAUUUAAUUGUUGCCAGUAGUGCCUUUCAUAAUUUCAAAGGGAGGAGCUUAGGCUAGCUUAGUCUGUCCAAGACGUGGUUUGGGAACUUAGAGGUGAUGUGGAGCAAUAAGUGCAAAGCAAACUCCCCUUCGACACAUUUUGUAACGGCUAGACCCGCUAGAGAGGUGAGAUAUGCGCAAAAUUGUAAAAAAUUCUGUUAGUCAAUGAUACUUCAUCAUGCAAAUUCAGGGGCACAGAAGAAAAAAGAAGCAGACAAGCAAACACAAGAAGCAAAACCAGAAUAUACAUUGCAAACCAAAAUAUGGAUGUUGUUGAAUAAAAUAAUAAGCAAGAUGUAUUAACACAUUUGUGGUUGCAGUACAGAGGGUGUUUUGGAAAUAUUGGUGUUCUGGUAGAUAUGUAUGGUGGUGGAUCCAGUUAACCAUAGUAUUGUUUGCAAAUGUGAAGAUGAAAAAGGAGACAUUUAAUAUUUUUCUCUUGCAUGUUAUAUCUAAUCCAAUGUGAUUUCAGGAAACAGAAACACAGGUGUGCAUCAACAAGGUGUACCUGCUGGUGCUAAUUGUUGAGGCCAAAGUCUGAAUGAUUGAAUUUGGUACUUCUUGGUGGGAGGGUGGAGAUCACCUUCCUCUAAAAUAAAAAAGUAGAAAUUUUGAUAAUAAUGUCAUGGGGAAAAAGCUUUCUGUUUGCUGGAAGAAACUUUAUUAUUCCUAGAAGGUGGGGACUUAUAUUUUCAUCAUCUUGGUUACAGUAUUGACUCAUGGUUACAUUUAAAUUACAUCUCUAUGUGGGUAUUUAUUUGAAAUGUCAAAGUACUGUAUUAUGUUAUUAUGUGCAUUACUUUUUAGUGGUGGAUUGGUCUCCAUUUUAUUGUCAUAUGCAUGUACUAUUGCCAAGUAACCUUUACACAGUCAGUGAGGGGAAAGGAGUCAAUGUAAUGGCUUAAAAGGAAGAUGUGGAAAUUGAUUAAGGUCCAACUUUUGUGUUCAUUUGAUAAUUUUAGGAGGUGUAGAGGAAAAAAAGAAGAGUCAAUUUCAAAUUAAUCCUAAAAGAGUGCAUGUUGUGUAGGACAGCAAUCUACCUGUGUAAAGGUAGUCACAUUGGCAGUAUCAAUAAAAGAGAAAGAAGA
Anolis sagrei ordinatus is the source of this 8122-nucleotide messenger RNA. RefSeq names its product BICD cargo adaptor 2 (gene BICD2). NCBI's taxonomy places the organism in Eukaryota, Metazoa, Chordata, Lepidosauria, Squamata, Anolidae. Gene Ontology annotation, biological process: microtubule-based movement; retrograde vesicle-mediated transport, Golgi to endoplasmic reticulum; protein localization to Golgi apparatus. Gene Ontology annotation, molecular function: dynein light intermediate chain binding; dynein complex binding; cytoskeletal adaptor activity. The record is from RefSeq and is a predicted model, not a curated record.